This is a messenger RNA of Vairimorpha ceranae, 222 nucleotides long. RefSeq lists its product as hypothetical. Bases 1 to 222 code for a protein of 73 amino acids. Lineage: Eukaryota; Fungi; Microsporidia; Nosematidae. The transcript has a single exon. The record is from RefSeq and is a predicted model, not a curated record.
AUGUUUUACUUUCUCCACUGCCAUUUAUUUAAAAAAAUAAAUUCUUUCUUUAUUUAUGCCACCAAUUUUUUGAUAAGCAUGCCUAAGAGGAGACCACAGGUUUUUAAUCUGGUUUACUACUUCAUACCAAGAUUCAAAACCAGCUACUGCACCGGGCUAAGAUGGAUAACCAUCAGUAAUAAUGAUAGAUACGAGUAUAACACAUUCUUCAAACAUUUCUAG